Molecule: messenger RNA, 2147 nt
Organism: Oreochromis aureus
Lineage: Eukaryota; Metazoa; Chordata; Actinopteri; Cichliformes; Cichlidae
Exons: 3
Coding region: 175-873 (232 amino acids)
Source: RefSeq, a predicted model, not a curated record
CUCCUGUGUGGCAGGUGCUGUUUUGUGCAAUCACACUGUGGCACUGCUCUUCCAAACAGCACACUACUCACAACUCAGAGUGCCGGUUGUCCCCCUGUGCAUAGCUGCACCGAAUCUGAACAGCAAUGGCACAAGCCACGGACAGUGGGUGUGAAGCCAGGACCCAUCAACUCCAUGAUCUUCACUAAGCCGGUACCAAAUAGGAUGGCCCAGACUGGAGUACGGAGUGGCUUCUACAGAGGCAUGGUGGGUUCGUUACCAGAUCCCUGCUUGUUCAGAAUAACGGAGGCAUAUGCAAAAUUUAAUAUUGAGGACAGGCCACUUGUGACCACAAUGAACAUGAGACCUGACAAGCCCCUUGUGGAAAGUGCUUUUGGGCUGGUGCAGGAGGGCAGUGUUCUGUCAUAUCAGCAACCGGUUUUGACAACCCGGUACAUCACACUACACCGUGAUGCACCACCAACACCGCACUUGCCUCUGGAGGGGUAUGACAUCUUGCCAUCAGAUUGUGUGUUUGUGUGCUCAGAAGAAGAGCUUCUGCAUCUGAAAAGCUUGUCUGUAACUCUGGAAAUGGCUGACAAAAUAGAGGAAGCUACACGUGAGCAAAGCUCUUCAUCUGAGUGGCAUCAGCUCCGCAGGCCCAGAGUGACUGCCUCUAAGUUUCGGGAGGUGUGUCACGUCAGAGGCCAGAGCUCGGCAGAGUCACUAGCAGAGCGUAUAUUGAAGGGAACAAGGCGGACAGCAGACAUGAGGAGAGGAACUGAGAUGGAGCCUGCAAUAGCAGCAGAGUAUAGUAGGCUAAUGAAUGUUAACUACUCACCCUUUUUUACAUAUAUAUGCCAAGAUACCUGUGUUUGGAAAAAUGAACAGUGAAAACAUAGCAAAAAGGAAAACAGAUCCUUCAGGCUGGCUGGAACAAAAUAACUGAUGUUUUAUUUGCAAUGUAUUUCAUGAAGUUUUUUGUUGUUACAUGUUACUUUUAUGUGAAAUCAAUAAACUGUUAUUUAAGCAAUGGCGUCAAUUUCAUUUUUUAAAAACACACAUUAAAACAUUGAAUUUGUGCAGAACUUAUUUACAUGGUAAGUAUUUAAAAAUCCAUGCCUAGCAUACUGACAUACAUUUAGACAAUAACACAACUGAGGGAAGAAAAUGACAAAUGGUAUUUUGGAUGUUACAAAAGCACAAUGUCACUUAUGAUUUUAAAAUGAUUUACUUUAUAAUUUUGAUAAACAAUUUUGUUGAAUAUGAAUAGUAAUAUAGUAGUAUAAUUAAACAGUAUUAUUAACAUUCAACAUUUGCAAUGAAUUAGAAUUAUCAAUAACUGGAACUCAACUAUCAGCACUCAAGUACCAGUUCUGUAAUCAAGUUUUGUCAAGGAAGAAAUGCAACUGUAGUGGCCUCAGCUGCAGGUCAUUUUCCAUAAGUUCCUUGUACUGGCACUGGUGUCUUGGGAAAAGUCCAUCUUGUCUCACUUAACCCAUUUUUUAACUAAUGCUGUGUUCUGGUAAUUUGACAGCAUGCAUGCUACUGCAAACAGUUGGUUGAUAUUGUAAACAUGUGACAUGGUAAUAAUGCUAUCAAAAAGUUUGUUCUGUUUUAUCCUCCUAAUGACUCGUUCCACAUGUACCCUGAGUCUGGCUAUGGCCUGCGUCUCCUUAACCUGGUAUGCUGGCAUCUGCUUCUGCUUAGAUAGAAAAGGUGGGCAGUACACUUUGCAUUUACAACAAUCGGUGAUUAGGAAGCCCUUAUCUACCAUCACUGCCAUGUCUUCAGUCAACUUCUCAGCAAUGCCUGAUUGUUUGAAUAGUUCCUUGUCACUAACCGAACCAGCAUACAGAUUAGAAAUGAAUGUCACUGGACCAUGUGGAGCUAUGCCAACCAGGGCUUUCAUCGUACAGUGGGAUUUGUACGAAGAGUACAUUUCACUUUGGAGAAGUGGUGAGGAUGGUGUCUGACACCUCAGCUCUGUACAGUCAAGGAUCAUCUGGGUGUCUGAGAAAUCUUUGAAUUCCUCAGGGAGGUAAGCUUGCACUUCUUCACGUGUAAGCCAGAUGCAUUGAGACCCCAGUGCAGUGGCAAGAAAAUUUGUCCAUGUUGCAAUAAUGCGGCUCACUGUGGACUGGUGUAUGUUAAAUCGGUGUGCCAGG